Cercopithifilaria johnstoni is the source of this 1965-nucleotide messenger RNA. NCBI's taxonomy places the organism in Eukaryota, Metazoa, Nematoda, Chromadorea, Rhabditida, Onchocercidae. The record is from the annotation of a GenBank genome assembly.
AUGCCUGGUGCGCAAUAUUAUGACGGUAAAAAGUUAAACAUACCAAUAUCAAAAGAGGCCGGAGUUGAACUGGUGGAACGAUGGAUUAAUCAGGGAAUCAGCAGUAUUAUGGCUUGUAUUGCCACCCAACAUCUAAACGAAUUGAACGAGUAUAGACGAAAUCGACUACAAAAGUGCUCAAAAACUGCUGAAGAUAUUUAUGAGCAGGCGUACUGUUUGAUUCGAGCCAUCGAUGGAAAACCGAAGCAGACAGAUCCUACAAGAAUUUCUCAUCUACAAAAGCUGCAAAAAUUAUUGGAUAGAAAGCAAAAGAAUACAGUCAAUGUUCUAAUCCAAUCGGAUAUGAAGCGAAACAAAAAAGGGAAACAGAUGGGAUUUCGUACACGACGAAGUGUAAUCAACCGACACAGUUAUAAGUUGCAUACCGAAUAUGAACAUUUGACACCUUUCGGCAUUCUUGGCAAAUACUUAUCGAAGAUGACAAGAGUUAUCAAAAAUAAGGAUACGAAUUUAUCAUGGAAAAAGAUGAUGUACGAUAUCGAAAGUUUGAAACAACGAGAAAAAGAAAAAAAUGACUUCGCUGAACAAUUGCAGAAACGAUUUUCAUUAAAUCAGAAUGUUGGAAAAGUGAAGCCAAAGCUAAUACCGGAUGAAAAACAUUUGGCAAAGGAAUUACGCAUAUCAGAUCGUAUCUUACAAGCUUUGGAUAAAAACAAUUUAAAAACAAAAGAGACUUUAGAAAUCAUUCAACUCUUUCAACGAACAGUUAAACUUGCGUUGGUUCUUAGUGGUGCUAAUGGUACCGAACUGAAGAAUAAAACACUCAGAUUUGGUUCGCCACGUUUGUUAUCAAUGGUACCUGAUAAUGCUGAAGAUCAGAUUAGCAUUUUAUCUCCCUCGCUGUUCAGUAUGCAUGACAAAGGCAAAGGAUUAGAAGCACUAACAAGUAUUCCGAAAUUAUUGAAAGCCGCUGGUAACAGAGAUUACGAUGAAUGGCUUAAUUUCAUUGUGGAAGCGUCCGGUGCAACUGAUGCAAUACAUAAAUUAAUGGAGGAGCAAGGAUUAGAUUGGUUACCACCCGGUUAUAAAUCAAUGCCACGUGGAAUUGAUGGUCAACCAAUGUAUUUUACGAAGGAAAACGUAACAGAAAUUGAUCCAGAAAUGGCCAGGAAGAUGGAAGUUUUUGAAAACUUAACACGUUCUCUUACGCCAAAACAGUUAAUGGAUUUCAAUACAACCGGAUUCUCGAUGAUGACCCCAAAACAAUUGGUUAUGGUCUAUGGCCCGCAAUCACCGCUAAACAACAGCAAAGCGUUGGAUUUUUUCAUGUCAUUAAGUGAGGAUGAUAUGCACCGUCAUCUCCUUAAUGAUAUCCGUAAUAUGGCUAAGAUGCAUUCUACACUGAAAAUACGCCCCCAGAAACGACAAGCCUUACUUUCUCCUUCAUCUUUUACUACGACUGCUUUUACUCAAGGGAUUGGAUCAGUCGUUCUAUCACCUGCAGCAUUUUCGCUAGUACUUUUUUCUCCAUCAAUUUUCGGUGCUUCUAUACUGAGUCCAAAUGCUUUCGUCGCCACGCUCCUAUCUCCAACGUUCUUCAGUCCGGCGGUCUUGUCACCAGUUGCACUUUCUCCCAUUGUCCUAUCACCAUUGCUUAUUAGUCCUGGAAUUCUAAGUCCUGUUGCUUUAGCACCAGCCGUCUUAUCGCCUAGCGUAUUAUCACCGUUUAUUUUAUCACCAUUUGUACUUUCGCCAGCUAUUAUGAGCCCAUUUGUUCUAAGCCCUUUCAUCUUUUCACCAUCAGCACUUACCGCUCUGAUCGCGAGCCCAUUUGUCUUGUCACCCGGUUUUUUCUCGCCGGGUUAUUUUGCUACAUUGAUCUUUUCACCACAUGCAUUUUCGCCUUUCUUUAAUUCAAGCGGUACAGCAGUCACUUUAUUAUUUUCACCCAGUAUAGGUAGUUGA